AUGAGACAUGUUUGUAAGGUUUGGAAUUUGUUAUUGACUGGACAGGGUUCUGAAAGCUCUUCCGAUAUUGCUUCCCUUCAUCAAAGUAUAUCAAAAACAAUUAAGGAAGUAUUGAAGAAUGAUAAUUUUCGUGAAAGAGUUGAAAAAGUCUAUUUACCUCGAUUGUAUUAUCAAAUAUUUCUUGAUUUCUUGCCCAGAGAUGAACCAUUGGACAGUUUAAUGAUUCCUAUCAUGAAUGCUUUUAAAAACAAAUUUGGUGAUGAGGCAGUUAGAAGAAUUUCUAGAGUAGAAUUUGAAGUUGAUUUCAUGAUGGAAAACCAUCAAGUUCUGGAGAAUGUAGAACAUACAGUGGAUAAGACAAUAAUAUUAUCAAAUGAAAGAUCCGAUGAAGAAUUUAAAAGUAUUGAAAAUCCAAACAAGUUAUUCCAUGUAGACUUCGAAAAGAAGAACAAUCCAGAAGAAUUCUUUGCCAAGUACAAACCACUGGAUGAGAUAUUCGGAGAAUGGAAAAAUCGACCAUUCAUAGAUAAUGAUAUGCUUGUUAAUCCUUACAGAUUAUAUAGAAAAGUAAUUCUUCAGUUUAAAGUUUAUAGUGAGGAGUUUUUCUCUAAGGGAGUUUUAAGAUUACCAAGUACAGAAAUAUCAAUUGGGGAUUCGAGUAAUAUUUAUGAAGAAACUGAUGUUGCACUUAAAAGUUGCUUAAUUCGUAAUUAUUCAUACCAAGAAACAACAGUGUACAAGUUUAAACCUAUUGAUCCUAGGAAAGAUAUGGAAAAAUUGAUGGAGUAUACUAUUUACUACUUUUUAAAACAUAGAUUACUGAGAAGAAUGGAUAAAAUUAAUUUGAGUUUGAAAGAAUUAUUGGAAGAUAGUAAGAUUAAUUACCUAACUCAAUUAAAUAGGGAGGAUCAAUAUUACUUUCUGACAAUGAGAGAAUCUAUGUUGAAGAAGUGUAGAGAUUCAUUAAUAUCUGAUGUUCGACAUUUCAAUGGUCCUAUUUCAGAAAAGAUAAAUGCCUCUAACGCUUGGACUACUGUUGGUCAUCGAAUAGAACAUUACCUUUCUUUAACCUGCUUAGAUACAAUGAACAAUUAUCAAAGAGUCAACUUUCUCAAACAAUUUUUCAACUUUAUGUACAAGGAAAAACUCAACAUUUCGGAGAAAGUGAGGAAAGAAGUUUUCAAGAAAUUUGGAAUUGAUCAUAUUGGGAAAUCUUUCACAUUCACUGAGACACCAAACAGCCUUAAUUUAACUGAUAUUGUAAUGAGCUUUGAGAAAGAAUUCGAUCACGACAAGAAUACCGUUUAUUGUCACGAAUUCAUCUUCCCUUCUUUUCCUAUAAUGUCCAUAUGUGAUGUUAAAGAAACUACUCCGUUCAAUACAAGCAAAAAGACAACAAACGAUUACAGUUCUAGGUGCUGCUGCUCAAACCUAUUUCAAUGUUGCAGAGCACUUUAUGGUGUAAUGUUUCACCCUGACAGAUUUGAAGAUUAA
Molecule: messenger RNA, 1494 nt
Organism: Naegleria gruberi
Lineage: Eukaryota; Heterolobosea; Eutetramitea; Acrasida; Naegleriidae
Exons: 1
Coding region: 1-1494 (497 amino acids)
Source: RefSeq, a predicted model, not a curated record